AUGGCGACUGAGUUCCACAAUCUACAGGAGUUGAGGCACAGUGCAUCCCUGGCCAACAAAGUCUUCAUCCAGAGAGAUUAUAGUGAAGGUACCACUUGCAAAUUCCAAACAAAGUUCCCUUCUGAGCUGGAAAGCAGGAUUGAGCGGACUCUAUUUGAAGACACUGUGAAGACCCUGAACAACUACUACGCCGAAGCAGAGAAGAUCGGAGGCCAGUCCUACAUGGAAGGCUGUCUGGCCUGUGCUACAGCAUAUCUUAUCUUCCUCUGCAUGGAAACGCGCUAUGAGAAGGUAUUGAAAAAGAUUGCCAAGUACAUUCAAGAGCAGAAUGAAAAGAUCUAUGCUCCCAGGGGUCUUCUCAUUACUGAUCCCAUAGAGAGGGGAAUGCGAGUUAUAGAGAUUUCCAUUUAUGAAGACAGGGGCUCCAGCGGCUGCAGCUCCGGCAGUAGUUCUGUGUCCAGCAGCACAGCUCGAUGA
Messenger RNA from Nerophis lumbriciformis (worm pipefish), 477 nucleotides. NCBI's taxonomy places the organism in Eukaryota, Metazoa, Chordata, Actinopteri, Syngnathiformes, Syngnathidae. The record is from RefSeq and is a predicted model, not a curated record.